Molecule: messenger RNA, 855 nt
Organism: Plasmodium malariae
Lineage: Eukaryota; Apicomplexa; Aconoidasida; Haemosporida; Plasmodiidae
Product: RING zinc finger protein, putative
Exons: 3
Coding region: 1-855 (284 amino acids)
Source: RefSeq, a predicted model, not a curated record
AUGGCAGAAGAAGAAAAUACAGUGCGUGCUUAUUUCAGGAGAAUUUAUAUAAAUACAUCUCAUUAUGUGAAAAAUUACAUGACAGCAACAGAUCAAGAAAUUCAGAAUAAUGCUGACCCAAUAAUGGAUAUAAUUGCAACAGCACCAAGUGAUUCUUUAUAUUUUAUUGAGAGAAUAAAUCUUAUAUCAGCAAUUAUAAGUAUGAGUACAUCAUUUCCUUACUUGACAUAUUUAAUUAUAUACUGGAAUGAUUGUUCAUGUAAUGACAUAUUAAGGUGGUGGAUUGUUAUCAACAGCAUAUUGCAAUUAAUACAAGCCCCCGUGCGAUUUUUCUUAUAUUUCUUGUUAAGAAAAUACAAACUGGAAAAUGAAAGGAUGCAUAUUCACGCGUUAAGAAGAUUGACUAGUUCCAAAGGUUGGAAAUUAAGUAAGAAAUUCAGUUUACUAAAUUAUUUAUGGUUUAUAACUGGUACCGUUGUGAUGGUAGUCACAAGAAAGUACACGAAGAACUUUUACCUGUGGUUCAUAUCAUGGACUAUUAUUUUAUCAUGUAUAUUUAGAGUGUUCUUUACAAUUGUUUGGUUCUGUUUUUUCUUUCCUUAUCAUCAAAAUAUUCCGAAAAAGAGAAAAGGAGUGACUAAACUUUUUUUUUCAGAAAUCCCUACUUUCAAACAUUCAGCCGACAGAAAAUUAAAAAACGAGUCAUGUUCUAUUUGUUUAUCUGAUUUUAUUGAAAAGGAUGAUAUUGUUGAAUUAAGGUGCUUACAUAAUUUUCAUACUAGAUGUGCCAAAAAAUGGUUAUCACAAAGAAGGCAAUGUCCCUUAUGUCAAAGGGAUGUUAUGAAAAUGGAUUGA